Molecule: messenger RNA, 4748 nt
Organism: Anguilla rostrata (American eel)
Lineage: Eukaryota; Metazoa; Chordata; Actinopteri; Anguilliformes; Anguillidae
Gene: npdc1b
Product: neural proliferation, differentiation and control, 1b
Exons: 9
Coding region: 268-1224 (318 amino acids)
Cellular component (GO): membrane
Source: RefSeq, a predicted model, not a curated record
UCCUCUCAGUCCGCAUCUUCGGGUAGAACUAACACCGCGCGUAAGCGAAGGCGGCGGCAUUGUGCUCCCCGAGUGUUACCUGAAAAGACAGCGAGCCUCUGUUUCACACCCUAUUCGCUCGGGUUCUAGGUUUUACGCUUUUGUUGUUUUUCAUAUUUUGUUGUCAAUCGCAUAUUACCUGCGCGUUUUCUCGGGACAGGGGGUGGGGGAAUGACAAUCCCCGACUCCCCGUGCCUAUUUCUCCUGCCGUAAGGCGCGCUUAACAGGAUGCUCUCUCUGCGGAGGGGCGUCGAGGGCCGACCCCCGGCCUCGGUUCUUCUUUGGGCAUUUCUCUGUGCGACCCUUAUCGACAUUAAUGCGAGCUUACCAGUGGACAAGUGUCCUCGUACCCUGGACUGCACUCUGGAGGGACGUCACUUCUGCCAGCCAGGAUCCACCCGCUGUGGCCCGUGCCUCGCCCCGUUCGAGGAAGACGAGGAGGGAAAAUGCGUGGCCAGGAAGAGGCGUGGCCAUUUCGGCAAGAUAAACUCUCGCCCAGAGCUGGAUGAAGAGAUUGACUUCCUGUCCUCUAUCAUCUCCAAACAACAAGGGUCAGAGGUCAAGCAAUCAGAACCUCCAAAGACCCACAAAUCCAAGCAAGAUGCCCCCAAACGGAAGACUGUUGCCCAUGUUACUGUUGCCCACGUUACUGUGGGGCUUCCCAAGACAACCAGCCCAGCGACUCCACCCCCCCAGACCGCAGCUUUGGAUCAGCCCGAGGCUCGGAUCAGUCCUGUGGCGGUCCCUGUCCCUAACCUGUCCAAGGACAGUCUUCUUGUUGUUAUGAUUGGUGUGUGUAUCAUCAUGGGAACAGUUGCCUUGAUCUUGGCCGGUGUUUGUUGGGUCAGAUUACAGAGGGAGAUGCACCUCGCCCAGAAGGUGGAGUACCCAGCAUUCAACGUGAUGGCGCCCCACUCCUUUGACAAUAGCCUGCCUGGUGAUAAGAAGCUUGCUCAGAGUGCCCAAAUGUAUCACUACCAGCAUCAGAAGCAGCAGAUGUUGUCCCUGGAGAAACACCGAGACGAGCCCAAGAUUCCCGAGUCAGGAACCACGUCGGACGAGGAGAACGAGGACGGAGACUUCACAGUGUACGAGUGCCCGGGACUGGCACCGACUGGAGAGAUGGAGGUGAAGAAUCCUCUCUUCGACGAUUCCACUCUACACAUCCAGAGGAACCACAAGUAGCUCGCGCAGACACAAACUGCACACAUGCGGACACGCAUGUGCACGUACACACGUGUACGCACAGACACACACACACAUACACACAUAUGCGCACACGCACACAUGCACACACACACAUGCACACCCACACGCACACAUGCACACACACACGUGCACACACACACACACACACACACACGCACACACGCACAACCACACCCCCCCUCCACACACACACACACACACACACACUCAGCCUUUUCCAGUUCUUUCUGAGAUGCCUACCGAACCCCUGUCACGCCAGCCUCUCCAGAUGGGUCUACAUGGACAUUAACAGAAAAAAUGAAUAAAUGAAUCUAUGGGGAGGAUAAGGGAGAGUGGAACUGCGUACACUCUGAGACACUUGGACACAGUGCCCCUAGUGGUCAUGCUAGGGGUUGCAUUUGAAGAGCUCUGUGGUUACCCUGCAUACUUCCUUAAUGUGGAAAACCUCCUUGAACCACGGGCAGUACCACCAACACAACUUUCUUUCCAUUUUUAUCCUUAUUUUGUUGGUUGCUUUUUAUGUUGCUGCUCGUGUGAGAUAUUUUUCUGCACCUGAGUUUAUGGUACCUGCCAUCUCUUCUGUAUUUUUGUCUAAUUGGCUAGCUUUCUCUCUUGCUCUGUCUUUCUCUCUCAGUCCUCUGUCAAUAACACAUUCACAAACUUAUGUCAACAGUCUCUCUCAGUUUCACCCACUAAUUUUCAGAUAUUCGCUCUCUCUCUCUCUCUCUCACACACACACACACACAUAUACACACACUAUCACACAUUUACAUAAGCUUUCUCUCUUUCUCACUGUGUAAUGUGAAUUGUUUCCCAAACAGUGAAAAACUGGCCUUACUUGCUACCAAAGGGCAUGUUUCAUGUGCCCAAUCAUCACCCUGCAGUCAGUACUGAGGAACGCUGUGUGAACAGCAGUCGCCUACACCGUGUGUUGUCCCGACAUUUUCAGUUAGACCUCAGCUGCUUUGUACACCUUUCUCUCUUUAGCCAUACAGCAUAAACAUAAAUGUUGUUUUUUUAGGUUCAAACCCGGAUUUAGUUUUUCCCAAAUAUGCACAGCUGUAUUCUUGGGUGCAUGAAAGUAAAGGACAGGUUCAUUUUUACUUCAUUCAAUUUUCUUUUAACUUUCAAGGCCCUCUUUUACCCACAUUUUAUUAGCCACACAGUUAUAGCAUAAGCCAUGUAAAACCCAGAAGCAGAACUGUCCCCUUUUUGCCAUGUGAAGGGUCAGCCUUCAUUAUAUGCAUAAGACCUCUGGAGUUACAUUCACAGAAGGAAAAUUUAAUGUUACAUGCCUGCCAUACAUGUGUGUGUUUUUUUUUGUGGUUCUGUCUGCUGCAUUGAACUUCAUAAAUAGAGCCGGUCUGCAUAACUUCUGUAUGUCCUUAUCACCAAAUAGUGCAGUUUGGCGAGUUGGUAUUUUUGGCAUAAAAUGUGAUGGGUUUUAAUAUUUUUCAUAUACUGUAUGUUCACACAAUAACCCUUUAAGAGAUAGUAUGUAAUAGGCAUUUAUUGUAUCAGUCAGUAUGGUUUCUAUGCAUGACUUUAUUUAAAAAUUUGCUCAGAAGAGGGAAUAUAUAUAUAUAUAUAUAUAUAUAUAUAUAUAUAUAUAUAUAUAUAUAUAUAUAUAUAUAUUACUAUUUUAUUAUAAUUAUUAAAUAUGGGGUCCAUGCUUCAGUUUCAUACUGCGUGAUGGUUUUGAAAUUUUGAUCAGAUGUGCUACAUGUUAAAUUCCUACUUGAAUUACAUUUUGAAAGAAUUCCAAAAUAUAUAUCAGAACUUGCAACUACAAAGCUUUAUAUUGUGUAAAUGUCAUAGAUUGUAUAUUGCUUGUUCCAGUUUGACAUAUGACUAUCAGGACCCUUUAUUUAAUGUAAAUACUUAAUGAUAAUAUUUAAAAGAUGGAACAUGUCACCGAUCUAUGUGUUUGUACUGUACAUACUUCUCUGUCCUGUGUCUCUGGUUGAUGUUCCAGGUUAAUUGAACCCUGUUUUUUUUUUCCUCUUUUCUUUUAUUGUUUUAUUUUGACUGAAGUCCUUUAAAAGAUGCAGACUUUCACUGCUCUCUCAGGAACACUGCUGAUAGUAGUGCCUCUCUACUGUUCUCUCUGGUCAGCCACUCACAUCUAUACAUAUCAUGCAUAAUCUGAAACUGGAUGCAGCCAUGGGGACUUGUGGAGCCUGACACAAGCGAUCAUGCAAACCUUGGUCUUUAGCUGGGAGAGCCAAUCGUAGCUGGCGAUGUGCCACGUGGACAGCAACAGGCAUAGCUUUUACAAAGCCUGCAGCAGAAUAACCACAUUAACACUUGUUGUCCUCUUAGUAAGGAAGAAAAUUUAGCAGUUUGGUGGGUUUGGUUGAAAUUACAAUACCCACUCUGUGUUCUGAUAACAGCCUUUGCUUGUAGUUGGUGUUAAAAUAUAAAUUAAUGUGGUGUCACAGGAAACAUGGAAGAUGGCAAGCAAGGUAAAUUCAACAUUGGGGAUUAUUCUGUGACUCAAAGAAGCUUGGUAUUUUACUUAAACCAAUCAUUAAAAAAUAUCCUUCUCUGACAUCUCUCUCUGACAUUCCCACCAAAAACUGAGGUCCACUGUUGACAGUGAGAGAAAGAUUUUUCUAAAAAAGUCUAGAUACCCUCACAGUCAAAAAGGGCUUAUAGCUCUCCCAGAAGGGUCUCAAAAAUCACCCUGUGUGCGGCUUCUAAUGCAGUCAUGAGCAGGUCUGCAGUCUUGCCUUUGUGUAGAUGAGAAACUGCAGUCCCUAUGUCCCCAUGUUCCACUUGACCAUUUAAAGGAGCUGGUGUUUACCAAAUGUUAGAACCCAAGGUUAUCACUACUAACCGACCUCCUUUCUGAAGACACCCAAGUCACCAACUUUAUAUCUUUGGUUUUGACGGGGAAGAUCAGUCUAAUCAGUUUGGAUCAAACCAAGACCCCUUCCCCCUCUUCCUGGGUUUUGUUCCCGUAAAGGUGUGAGUCAGGAGUGGAAGGUUGGAAACAUCAGUCAAAGGGAGUAGACUUGAGGGCUAUUCAAACCAGUGUGGAUUUAUCAGUGUAAUGGUGGAUGAAUAGCUAUUGGUCUGAUUGUGUCAAAGAAAGUUCUGGACGGGCAAAAUAUUUCUGGGGAUUGGAUGCACUUAAUUUUGGGUGGGGCGCAGGGAACCUUUGCAUAAUUGAAAAUGUGACUGUGCUUAUGGAGUAAGUUUCUCUAUUGUUUCUACAUUGUUUCUUAUAAUGUUGUCUGUGGUACUUAAGGGGGCUAGUGUGUGAAAUGUAUUGAGCAGCCUUGUGGGAGAAAGAAAGCUACCUGCCUCAGCAACCCUGCUCUCAUGACUGGUCUAGUCCAAACUGUUACCAUCGGCAGUCCUGUUCAUGAGGCUACGAGAUUUAUUUUUCAAAUUAUUUUACUGUUGGGACUUGACCUGCAUGUUGACAUGGAAAGAAAUUAUAAGGAAAGUAUAAAGAUGAAAAUGAAAUAAAUAUUUAUAUUAUCUUAAAAAUA